Molecule: messenger RNA, 2705 nt
Organism: Vollenhovia emeryi
Lineage: Eukaryota; Metazoa; Arthropoda; Insecta; Hymenoptera; Formicidae
Product: odorant receptor 22c-like
Exons: 10
Coding region: 692-2518 (608 amino acids)
Biological process (GO): sensory perception of smell; detection of chemical stimulus involved in sensory perception of smell
Cellular component (GO): plasma membrane
Molecular function (GO): olfactory receptor activity; odorant binding
Source: RefSeq, a predicted model, not a curated record
AGGAUUUCAUUUGAAUUAUUCAACCUCUGAUGAAUUUCCUCCUUUUUCUUGUAUUGUCUUUAGAUUUUUUUUUCUUAUAUCAACAUAUUUACUACUAAAUACAAUUGCUUGUGUUUCUCCAUUGUAUGCUGACAGUUUCACUUUUCUCGUCAAACUUCUCGGUCGCUCCAAAAGCACCCUUAGUUGUUGGAGAAGCAUAGCAAAACGGAAUAAAAUGUAAGCGUGUACAUAAGUGAGCAAUGAAAAAUUUACUAGCAAGAUGAGUCGCUUCCAAUAAUCGGAUAUUAUGUUAUUACAUUUUCUCCAUUUCUCUCUUUCCGCUUACAUAUACAUGUGCUCUGCGAACUUUAACUUUUUCAUAUUUUUUAAUCGGUUACAGCUAAACCCGACAUUUACUCGAGGGAGAAAUUCAAUUUUAAAUUAAUUAUUUGCCAUCGUACAACUACUAAAUUCACUGUCCUCGAAGGCGAGCGGUAUCGUAAUCGUUUUUGCUUUUAAUAUGUCCGCGAGCUUCCAAGAAUUAAUGCGAUUGGUGAGGGGUAAUUACAAUUGAUCGCUACUGUCUCCGCUUCAUCGUCUUCGCUAUGGUUAUUCAGUACGUUUGUCGUUAUCACGCAAAGCACGCAACGUCUGCUUUCUAUGCGUUUACGUUACUAUCUACUUUGACAAUAGCAGCGAUCUUGGAAAAGCGAUGAAGCGCGCAACUACCAUUAGCUUCCCCGUCGAAAUCGGUCUCCGUUUAACCGGCAUGUGGCCGGACUCGGCCUAUCCGAAUGUCUAUUGGUCUAUGUACAUGACGAUGAUUGUGAUAUUGCAAUAUUAUCAAUAUUCGUACAUUGUUGCGCAUUUUAGCAUGAGUAAUCUUACAACUUUAGCUGAAUGCUUGGGUCUCACCCUGACGAACACGCUCGCCCUUAUUAAGCUAUUUUUUUUACGGUGGAACCGCAGGAUAUUCCACAAUAUCCUGGCAGCAAUGGAUGAAGACUGGAAUGAUUGCGUUGUCAACGAUUCUUGUUCCACCAUGACGUCAAUCGCGGCUAAAACGCGUCGGUAUUCCAUCGGGUUCAUCGGUAUCAAUAAUUUAGCUGCUUUCUUCUUAACAGUCGUUGCUUACAUGGUUCACACAAUGAACAAUGCUGACAGCGAAGCUUCCCGAGAACUCCCAGUGAAAAUGGAGUUCCCUGUUGCGGUCCUAAAAUCACCGCUUUUCGAGUGCAUCCUCGGCAUACAAAUUUUUUAUGAACUGUCGACGUCUGCUAUAGCUGGUAUGGUAAACGCGUUGCUUGCUACAUUGAUACUUCAUGUAAGCGGCCAGAUCGAUAUCAUGCGGCAAGCUAUAACGAAAGUAUACAGCGACGAAUUCGGUACAUCUUUAACCGUCAUCGAUGAUGUCAUUCGAAGACACCGGAAGAUCAUUACUUUGUCGAACGACAUCGAAACUUUAUUUUCGGCCAUUGCGCUGAUUCAACUCCUGUGGAAUACUUUAACCAUCUGUUUCACUGGUUUUAUGAUGAUACUUGCUCUCAGUAGCAAAAAAGGCAUAAUAAUUUUGGCAAAGCCGUUUUUUCUUUAUUUUGCAAAAACAGUAGAGGUCUUCGUAUUCUGUUACGCAGGAGAGUUUUUGAGCUCCAAGAGUAAAUCGAUUAACGACGCCGUAUAUGAGUCAGUUUGGUACAACAUGGAACCGUCCGACAGUCGGAUUUUGUUAUUCAUAAUGAUGAGAUCGCAGAAGCGACUGACAAUCACCGCGGGGAAAACUUUUGAUCUUACUUUAGAAGGCUUUAUGAGCCACAUGCAUGGACAUACGGUUUCCAUGAACGGACAACUGUUUCGUGAGUUUCCGAUACAAAUACAGUUUCCGUUUGACGUUUACAAAACGCCCGUUUACGAGCUCAUCAGCGUGGGGUUGUUCUUCCAUGUGUUGGAAAUGGGGAUCGUAAUGGCGAUGGUGAAUGCCUUGAUCUUAACGUUGGUGCUUCACGUAAGUGGACAAAUCGAUAUCAUGUGUCAAGAGCUAAAAGAGAUUCCUUCCACACUCCAAUCCAGCUCAGUAUCCGUCAAAACUCUUGUCGUAAGACACCAGAGGAUCAUAUCGUUGUCGAAGAACAUCGAAAACCUUUAUUCAUUUGUUUCUCUGUUACAAUUCGUCGGAAAUGUUUUUGUUAUUUGUACCUUAGGAUUCAUGGUCGUUAUAUCUUUAAAUAGCAAGGCGAGUAAUUCCGGAAUAGUGAUACGAUUUGUUAUUCCGUAUCUCGUAGCGACUAUAGAAGCGUUUGUACUUUGUUUCGCCGGCGAUUAUUUGAGCACCAAGAGCAAGGCUAUCGGCGAUGCGGCGUAUGAGGUGGUUUGGUACGAUUUGUCUACUAGCGAGUGCCGAAUUCUGUUAUUCGUGAUCCUCAGAUCUCAAAAGCAACUGACGAUCACGGCUGGAAAAAUCGUGCAUCUGACAUUGGAAAGCUUUAUUACUGUCAUGAAGGCUUCAGCCUCAUAUGUUUCGGUUUUAUUUGCGUUAUAUUGAAGCGCGAAUAAAUCUAUGCAGGACUCACGUAUAUCGCUGAAUUGUCGUGACGUAAUGAUGUAUAUUUGUAGAAAGUUUAAUAGAGAGAUGAUUAUUAUAAUAUUAUAUCGUGCAGAUUUUCAUUUCUUUUCAACAACCGUAGUUUAAUCCUAUUUAUAAACUUAAUAAAAUAUGUAUCUCUGUCUGU